Molecule: messenger RNA, 6271 nt
Organism: Mus musculus (house mouse)
Lineage: Eukaryota; Metazoa; Chordata; Mammalia; Rodentia; Muridae
Gene: Eeig2
Product: EEIG family member 2
Exons: 10
Coding region: 952-1968 (338 amino acids)
Source: RefSeq, a predicted model, not a curated record
AUUGAUAUUCAUCUAAAAAGAAUUUUUUAAGUAUGCCUUUAGAAUCUGACUUCAUGUGUUCACAGUAUGUACAGAUUUUAAAGGGGAAAGUAUUUUAACUCCUCUGGUCCUUUUUCUUUCCUGGGUGACAGAAAUUAAAUAAACAAGCCAUCAAUGACGGGAAACACAAGGCACAGCCCCUUGCUUGGGCACUUGGUGUGGCCACAGCAAAUUUUAAUCUUUUCCUUUCUCCUAGCUGACUUUCAUCUAAUGUUUAAGAGCUAGUGGGGUUUAGAGACCCUACAGAAGAUUUUUAGGUUUGGGAUUCUAUUUGUCUCUAUUUAUCUUCAAACCCAGAGGCCGUGAAAUCACUGGAGGGGGAGGGGAAGAAAGGGGGGCGGUGCAAACCCAGAAAGGAAAGGCGCAGAGGAAGCUGCACAAGGAAGCUUUUUCGGCUGGGUUUGUCUUUUUUUAACCCCGGGGAGGCGUGCCGAGCUCGCUGCUGUCGCGUGUUAGCUUGCCCAGCUUCCCCGGCGGGGCGCGCGCCCGCCCGGAGCUCCUCCGCCCUCCGCGGACCGCCCGCUUCCGCGCUGGGUGCGCUUCCGGCUGCGGCCGCUGGGGGCGCCCCGGGCAGGGAGGCGGCAGCGACCGUUCUCCUAGCGGCGCCUCUCUCUCUGCUCGCGAUCAGACGGGCGGCGGCGGCGGUACGGAAAGGGCGCCCACUCCCCGGGCGAGCUGCAAGGCGACCGCUCCUCGCGGGCGGCCGGGGUCCGCGCUGCAGCCGCCGGUGCUCUCAGGCCCGGGCUGCCGCGACAGGCGGCCCCGGCUCCCGCCGACUCGCGGCGCCCCCCGGCUGCGCCCCCACGCGCCGCUCGCGGCCCGGGCCAUGGGGCUGGGCGGAUCCGAGGCUCGGCCGAGCUGAGGCGGCGGCGCCCGUCCGCGCAGCCCGCUCGCCGGCGCCUGGCCCUCACGAUGAUGAAGAAGAAGAAGUUUAAGUUUAAGGUGGACUUCGAGCUCGAGGAGCUCUCCUCGGUGCCCUUCGUCAACGGGGUCCUCUUCUGCAAGAUGCGGCUGCUGGACGGCGGCAGCUUCACCGCCGAGUCCUCCAGGGAGGUGGUGCAAGCAAAUUGUGUUCACUGGAGAAAGAAGUUCUCGUUUAUGUGCAAAAUGAGCGCCAGCGCCUCCACCGGCAUCCUGGAUCCUUGUAUCUACAGAGUGUCUGUACGGAAGGAAUUAAAAGGUGGGAAAGCGUAUGCAAAGCUGGGCUUUGCAGAUCUAAACCUGGCAGAGUUUGCUGGAUCAGGAAAUACCACCCGCCGCUGUUUACUGGAAGGCUAUGAUACCAAAAAUACAAGACAGGACAAUUCCAUCCUUAAAGUUUUGAUCAGUAUGCAGCUGAUGUCUGGUGACCCGUGUUUUAAAACGCCUCCUUCCACAUCCAUGUCAAUACCAAUCGCUGGGGAAUCUGAGUCUCUGGAAGAGGACAGGAAAGGUGGCGAGACCCUCAAAGUACAUCUUGGAAUAGCAGGCUAUAGCACAUGUCACUCCCGGUCAUCCAGUUUCUCCGAGUUCUGCCACAGGAGAAAUACCUCAGUGGGAAGCACGUCAACGGGGAUUGAAAGCAUUCUCGAGCCAUGUGACGAGACUGAGCCAAUCACAGCUGAACCAAGUCCAGACCCCACCGCUGCUGCCGCCACCGCCACCACCACCACCGCUAAGGAAGAGGAAGCUUCCGAGAAACUCGCCAGAUGUCCAGUGAAGCAAGAUUCUGUUGAGUCGCAGCUGAAGCGGGUUGAUGACACCAGAGUGGAUGCUGAUGACAUCGUGGAGAAAAUCCUACAGAGUCAGGACUUCAGCCUCGACUCCAGUGCAGAAGAAGAAGGGCUGAGGUUGUUCGUGGGACCUGGGGGAAGUACAACCUUUGGCAGCCACCACCUUCCAAACAGGGUAGGAUCUGGAGCCUAUGAACAGGUUGUGAUCAAACGCUAGGAGCGAAGCCAGCAGCGGGCGGAAGCUUCCCUGUGUGGACAACAGGUGUUUCAAGGUGUGUUAGUCAAGCAUGUAAGAAAAACACAGAGCCUGUUUUCAAAGUGAAGUUCAUCUGCGAGGAGGGAGGCAGAGCUGACUCAUUCUUAAAGCAUCCUGUACCAUCCUUUCCCACCUACUCACCCACUGGGGGAGCAUGUGAACGGAUGGAGGGCGGGGCAGUGAAGACCUGGCCUGCCUCAGCACCCAGAACGAAAGGUCUGCUUGCGCUUCUGAAGCACCCGGAGAAAAACCGUACUGGACACAUCUGAGGGUGAUUUUAGUACUCCAGCGUACAUAUCUAAGUUGGGGGUGCUCAAUAGGUCUGGGCUCUGUUUUUAAAUUUUAUAUUUAAGAGACAGGACUUGAGGUCAGUUUAAACCCUAUAAAUUCUAUCAAGAUAGUUGUAAUUCCUAUGAAGUAAGUCCUCCAUGUCCUGUUACCUCCGGCAUUGUACUAAGCGUAUUAACUCCUUUUAUGCAGCAGUUGGCAGGAAGAGAGGAGGCUCAUGCUUUGGGGAAAUAUUAUGCUAUAGCUUAAACAUUUUAAAUACUUUAUAAUUCUGAGCAUUUCAGACUUAAGUCAAAUGGCAAAUGCAUCCAAGUCGGCAGCAGGUGGCCAGAAGGAAGGCUGUGAUGGUGCAGGGUCUAUUAUUCUAGUCAUUAAUACUAGAUGAGUCACAAAACCCCAGUGCCACUGUCUAAGCGUAAUAAUCAGUCUGUAAAAAUCUAUAGGCAAGCUACGAGAAGAGCUGUUUCAUAAUCCAUUCAGUACUAAGACUUGCUCGUCUGGCGGUCAGAACAGACGCAAACUGUUAGCUGGUCAGAAAGAUAGCAUUGUAUCACAGCCAGACUUCUGUGAACUGACACUUACCGUGCUGUGCUAAUGGACAGACGUCUGAGCAGCUGAGUAGCGUCCAUUUCCUAUUUCAGCCUCUUUGACCAGAGACCGUUUCCUUCUUUACUGUGUCAGACAGAAUUUAGCUGUUUGAAGCCAGAGUAUAGACUAUCACAUAUCUCUAAGACAGCUUUCCGGGUCCAGAUAUCUAAUCUGGAUCCAUGCUAACAGUACAGCACACAAGCUGUAGCUUCUCUGCCCUCACUUGGCAGUACCCAUGUAGAGAGAGCUAAACUUCCCUUUGCUGAAGAGAAGCGUGAGGUUAUAUAGAGCCAUCAAUGCCCGAGUCCUCACCUUCACAAUCAAGCCCUAAAACACAAUAGGUCAGAACAGAAUUGCUCUGGCUAAGGUAAUUUUAUGUUGCAAUGCUUGAAUAUUUGGAUUGGAAAGUUUGGAAAAAUUGGAAUUGUUGGCAUUAGAAUUUUUAUUUUAAUAUCUCAGGAAUGAGGUAGUCUGCAUUAAUCCAAACUACUUUUACAAAUAGAUUCUGAAUUUAAAAAAAAAAAAAGAUGACACCCUGUUUUGGAAUAUUUUGAAUACUAAAAGGAAGGAUUAUCUGAGUCAGGGUCAGACAUACUUGGAGGGCAGCACACUAGCACACAUCUUGAGCAGGUUGUCCUCAUAGGUGAGGACGAGCUGUCUGUUUCCAGAUGAGCAGAUCCAUUUUAUGUUACAACAAGAUCAAAGUAAGUUUCAGCUAGAGUUAAUGAAGACGUUACUUAAAGAGGUUUAGUCUGACAAUUUUAAAGGCAUAUUUUUCUAUUUUUAAAAUAUAAUUUCUAGGCUAUAUUUUUAUUGGCGCUUGUGCAAAUGAUUUUGGAUUCUAAAGACAAUAAUAACCCUAGGUUGUGGGCCUGGUUCAGUGAGGCCGCUCAUCAGACACAUUCAGGUGCUGUAGUCAGGGCAGAGCUUAGCCUUCCCUGGCUACCUUGGCCCCAUAUCUUACCAUAGGAUUAGGUCUUGGUAUUUUAAAUGGUACAGAAACUUAUUUUUUAGAACAGUAUAAUGUGUGGGUCUGGGGAAUAUAGCUCAGUUGGUAGAGUGUUUGCCUAGACUACACAGUGUCCUGGGUUUAAUCCCCACCUAGUACAUAAACCAGGCAUAGUGGUAGAUGCCUGUAAGCCCAGCACUUGAGAGGUAGAGGCAGGAGGAACAGAGGUUUAGGGUCAUUCUUGGCUCCAUAGGAGUUGGGAGCCAAAGUAGGCCGUGGGGUACUCUAUCUCAAAAAGGGAAAUGUGAAGACAUUUUGAAAAGUGUAAAAAUUAUGCCUUUUUAUUUUAACAGCUACCAAUAAUCUUGAUUCAUAUAGUUUCUUGAUUCAUAAAUCGUUAAGUAUUAUAAAAAUUCACUUACUGACUAGAAACAGGGAGUGAGAAGGGGAAAGGAUAGCUGUGACUCUCGUCAGCUAAGUCUGGAUUGUCCUGCCCUGCUGUUUGCGGGCAUGUUCUGCAUUCAUGUGUCAACACAGUCCAAUCAGGAUGUGAAGCGUCGCCCGCCCAAGUGUCUGCAUUUCUCUUCUUUCUACACGGCAUAGACUGCCAGGCUGUCUGCCACAAGGCUACUUUGAAAGCUGUUUGCUAAGUAACAAGUCUAGUUUUAACUCUGCUUUGAGUUUAGAGAACAAUAGACUUGGGAAAGUAGGCUCUUAAAAAAAUUUUUUUUUUAAUAUUUAGUUCAAAUUUUAAACAGACCAAUCUUGGAGAACUUUUUAGCUGUGAGUUGAUUUCUACUUCUGUCCUAGCGGAAAGACAGACAGCACCAGUUACAGCUAGGAUCUGUGAUGAGACGAAAGGGAUGCCUUGUUCAGAAGGAUGCACAGGCCAGUUCAAUAGAGCCUCUCCUGCCACAAGCUGGUGACAAGACUGUACAGGAUGUGAAAGGCAGAGAAGACCUAGCACCAUUAGUAUACACCUGAAUGCUGGGCUCUAUUUUGUGGCAGUGUUAGGCAGCUUCUGUAUACAAACGUAGAUUAACAUUUUUGACAUUAAAGUCUUGACCAACCACCCCAAAUUCUACCAUCUCAUUCCAGCAUAAAACCAUGAGAAUAAUAUCCAAGCUAGUUUCUUCUGUAUAUGUUUUUGGUUUUUAGUUUGUUUUUCUUCUUUUUUUUUUUUUGAACAAAACUGUGAGUCACAGAGGCAGACCACUUAACCCCUCUUUUUACAAUUAGGAAAAGAAAAUAUCUUCAACUACCCUCUAUUGUAAACAUACUCAAAUUCAGGUUCAUACCUGUAAUCCCAGCACUUGGGAGGCUGAGGCAGGAGGAUCUAUGAGUUCAAGGCUAGCCUGGGAUACACGGUCUCCUUCAGUUUAAGGACAGUCUGGGCCCCAUGGUAAUCCUGAACCCAAAAUGAAACCCUGACUCAAAAGGCAAUUUUUUUUUUAAUCAGUCAGCACUGAGUUUUGGUAAGUCAAAGCACUCAGAAGUAAUUCUAGCAUCUCAUAUUUCCAUAUUAAAUAAAUGAUUUUUGACGUGUAAGCUGACAGUAUCAUUCACUAAUUCACGGAAACACUUCUGAAACCUUAGGCUUCCAUGUUUAUAUCAAAUCUCUGAGAGAGACAGUGCGCUCAUAUGACGAGAUUGUGCUAUUUUUCUUCACAAGUCUUUCAUGUGGACAUUGCAGAAAUCCAGUUCUCUUAGAUGGUACGUCCUGUGAGUAUAAUCAAGUAGGGUAGCUGAGACUGCUAGGCCACUGUGCUUCUUGGCUUAGCUAGGUACUGAGCAUACUCCUGUUAGUCGAGCUGUACAGAUGAAAUAUUCCUGUAGUGCGCCUAAGUUAAGGCCUUAUUCCCUUCUCCUUGAGAUUUUUAUCAGAAAAUGUAUAAAUGGUAAUAUGAGUGGUCUCCCCAUCUCACAAAGAUGACAAAAAAUUUGAUUUACAAUGUGUUCUGUAUUUUGAAAUGAGUAUGUUUAUCUUAUAUAAUUCUUUGAUUGCUAUUCAUCAGCCAGUUCAGUGCAAGGAAGGGCAGACUUAUAGAAGACUUUUAUUAACUUUGUCAAUAUGUCUUGAGGACUAUCGUCCUCUGUGUUAGUUCAAUCCUUUAGAUGUUAGUACAGUGUUUAUGAGAAAACUGUUACUAGAAGCUGAAGAACAGCUCAGUGGCAAGGAACCUUCCAGCAUGUGCAAGACCCUGGGGUCGGUCCUUAGUGCUGAAAAAAAGAAAACGAAGUGACUCCGUCGGUGUUCUGUUCUAAGCCUUGGAGAAUGACCUUCAUAUUUAUAGAUUCUAUGUCUUAUGUCUUAACCAGUCAGUGAUAAAAUCCAGGAAAUGUUUUUUAACAAAAUAAAAUUUUGUUUGUAAAAUGUUUAUAAUAAUAUAAACGUGGAUCUUAUACAUGUUCAAUAAAAAGCAGUAUCUCAAAACUUUA